AAAUGAUAGGGUUCCUGCUCCACUGGGAAAUACAACAGUACAGUGUUGUGUUGCCACCCCUAAAAGUGAAUCAGGAGAGCUACUUCUAAUAUACCUUAAUACAUUCAGUUAAUACAGUACUGUCAGUUAAGGAAGUUUUAUUCACCUUUAAACAUUGGAACGUUUUUUAAAAAUAAACAUGUUUUGGUUUCUCGUAGUUAUCAGAUGUAAAUUGCCUUUACAUUGCAUUUCAUUUCCACCUGUUAGAGUCUGAGGUUAUGAUGAAGAGCCAGGUAGCGCUCCUUUAUGUCCUGAUCAUUAUGAGUGAAGGAUCAGCCCAAAGCCUGAAACCCCGUCGGAGCGUUUCCUUCUCAGAUGUUAACCUGAAGCUGUUUAAGGAGCCUGACUUUGACGGUUUGAGCUCCAUGCUGGUGAGAGAAGACAUCGGUCUGCUCUUCAUCGGAGCCAGAGGAAAGGUCAUCACGCUCAGUUUGGAUGACAUCACUGAGAAGACCGGCGAGACUAACUGGAUGGCAAGCUCUGAAGACAAAAUCGAGUGCCAGAGGAAAGGCAAGAGCAUCGAGGAAUGUGACAACUACAUCAGGAUGAUGCACACUCUGGAUGAUGGCAGAAUUCUGGCUUGUGGAACCAAGGCAUUCGAACCUACCUGCACACACCUGAUGGUCAACGAAGGACAUAUCACCAUGGAGAACACAACUCACAGUGGGAAAGGGAAAAUUCCCUUUGACCCCGAAGAAAAUUUUGCCUCCAUGAUGAAUGGUUGGUGCAACACUUUUUAUCCCAGGCCUAAUGAUGUUUCGCUCAGUGUCUCAGUGCUUCCUGGUCUGGAUUCAUCAUGUCUUAUGUUCUUGUGUAAAUUGGUCUGGACUCCUUAUGUCGUGUGUCCUGUGUGGACCGUAACAGUUCUUGACCAAACAGCAGGUGUGCAUCGAGAAAUGUCAUCCUAUGAAAUGUUUAGUUGUUCUCCUACGUCUCCAUGGUCGUACGUUUACUUAGACCUACAUGAAAUAUCAACCAGUGAACCUGCACUGUUUCUACUUCCCAGAUUGCAUUCUCAUCUUGAUGCUUCAAAGCCUUAAGAGCAGAAAAAGUUAGCACUGUUUAGAUCUAUCAGCUUCUGAAAGCCAGAAAGCUACUUUUAAACUUAGCUAGGCUUUUUAUUAGUUCA
Poecilia latipinna (sailfin molly) is the source of this 1168-nucleotide messenger RNA. Its product is annotated as semaphorin-4E-like. The coding region runs from base 258 to 1079 and encodes 273 amino acids. The transcript is spliced from 6 exons. Gene Ontology annotation, molecular function: chemorepellent activity; semaphorin receptor binding. The record is from RefSeq and is a predicted model, not a curated record. Lineage: Eukaryota; Metazoa; Chordata; Actinopteri; Cyprinodontiformes; Poeciliidae. Gene Ontology annotation, biological process: negative regulation of transcription by RNA polymerase II; ossification involved in bone maturation; semaphorin-plexin signaling pathway. Gene Ontology annotation, cellular component: plasma membrane.